UGUCGGGGAGAUGCUUAGAUGUGGUAAGACUCUUUUGCCUGGAACCAGACCCUCAAGUAGUUACUUACCCAGUGCCAACCCCUCCCUCACUGCAGACUGCCCUUUGGACCUACUACGGCGCCGUGAACAUCAGCAUUGAAACCCUCUUGUUUGCUGUUCCCAGCGUCUUGAUUUACCGACUGCGAAUGCGCCUACGGAAACGGCUCGUCGUGAUCGGAUGCUUGAGUGUUCGGACCCUGUAGGUCUUCCACCUUUUCUUUCUCGUUAUCCUCUCAUGUCGCUGACCCAGAUGACCCGACCACCUUCAAUACUAAUCGCAAGGGUGAAUGUGCAAUGAUAGAGACAUCCUCGUCGCCGCCGUCCAACUCCACUUUGUCCACGGAUUCGACCCCCGCCCAUCCCUCCCGGCCAACCUAUACCCCUGGAUGCUCUGCAGCCAGGUCUUGCAGACCGUCACGAUCGUUGCCGCCUGCGUGCCAUAUCUCCGGGAGUUCUUGGAAUCGUUUCCCAGUGGAAUGCUGAAGCCGGCAGGAGUCGAGCGGACUACCGGGUUGAGGUAUGGGUCUGGAACAACCAGGCUGUUGGAUAGUGAUUCUGGCGUGUCACCGUGAUUUUGCUUUUUGAGAUAGACUGGUUACUUCUUGUAUCCUUUUAGAGUUGAUGGCUGGAGCCUGCAAGUUUUGAUCCCGGUGUUUUGUUAAAGAUGUCCAUUUGUCGUACUAGGAUACACGAUAGGGCUCUGCGUGCUCGGGAGCCAUAUAAGGCACCAACCUCAGUGGCACAAGGGAGGCACAGAGCCACCCUUAGAUGCAGAUCUUGUACAUUUAGC
Messenger RNA from Aspergillus saccharolyticus JOP 1030-1, 829 nucleotides. RefSeq lists its product as uncharacterized. The transcript has a single exon. Bases 327 to 611 code for a protein of 94 amino acids. NCBI's taxonomy places the organism in Eukaryota, Fungi, Ascomycota, Eurotiomycetes, Eurotiales, Aspergillaceae. The record is from RefSeq and is a predicted model, not a curated record.